AUUGAAAAAUAAGAAAAAAUAAUUGCCAAGUUCAUCAAAAUCUAUUCAAAAAUUAGAAAAUUACAGAAAUGCGAAUUAAUAUUUCAUAUUUUCAAUGGAAUAAAUAUAUUCUUUAAGAACUGAACUCCUUAAGUUUCAAUACAAGUGCUAAUUCAUAAGGAUUCUAAUUAUGCAUGUCUUCUGAGUCAAAUGGAGGAAUCACUGGAUAACACCUUGGAUUUAUCCAAUAGAAAGCUGAAGAAAUUGAACAAGCCCUCUCAGUCUGAUUCCCAUAUUAUUAACCUCAUUUUAGAUAAUAAUGAACUGCAGAGAUUAGAUAAUAUUGACUCCUUCACAAAACUACAGAAGCUUACUGCAAUUCAUAAUCAAUUGUUGAGGAUGUAUGGUGUCUGUCGUCUUCAUUCCUUGUAUACUCUGAAUCUUUCUCAUAAUGGGAUAUUAACAAUUGAGGGCUUGAAGGACUUGGUUAACUUGAAAUGGUUGUGCUUAGCUGGUAAUAGUAUUAAGACCAUUGAACAUUUGAAUACCAACAUCAAAUUGGAACAUCUGGAUCUAUCUGAAAAUGCAAUAACUCACAUAACUGAUUUAUCAUUUUUGAAAAACUUGAAGGAACUCUAUUUACACAAAAACAAAAUAAAUCAUUUGGGCCAGUGUGAACGAUUUUUACCAACAAGCUUAACUAUACUAACACUAGCUAAUAAUAACAUAGGAGAUUUAAAUGAGAUCUCUAGACUUGUUAAUCUUGUUAAUCUAAAGAAAAUAUCCAUAGCUAAUAACCCCUGUGUUAACAUGACUGGGAGUAACAUUGGCUUUGAUUACCGUCCAUUUAUUGUAAAUUGGUGCCUAAAUGUAAAUGUUAUAGAUGAUUAUGUAGUUGAUGCCAUUGAGAGUUUGAGAGCUGAAUGGUUAUAUUCACAAGGACGUGGUAGACAUUACAGAGUAGGAGAUCAGAGGGAACUGGUUCAGUAUUUAGCUACAGUUUGCCCCCUUACAGGGGAGACUCUGGAAACAGAGGAGGACAGAAAGUUGAGGUUAAUUUUGAGUAAGGCACAGCAUCACCAGCAACAAUUGAGAGAACAGUCAUCUACAAAUGUUACUCCUAAUCCAUCCCCAAUGACAAGAAAAAAAAUUAUGGCAAGUAAACAGUCACCUAGAUUAAGUGCGUCAAGACUAAACAAUAGGAAUAAGUCUCCUGAUAGAAUGUCCUCAAGUUGUUAUAGUACAAUCAGUGACUUGAGCAACCAUUCAAUCAUGUCCCAGAGCUUGGAUCCAAGCAUUUUUAGACAAAGUGUAUCACCAAAAAUGUCCAAUGAGGCGAAUUACAUCAUUCAAGAAAAAUGUCUAGACUCGGAACCCGUCAACAGUCCCCUCCAGGCCCUCUCGAAAAUGGUCCCCGUGCCGGAGUCCCUGAUGAGCCCCGAUUACCGCCCCCCACCCUUCGCCGGCCAGAACGGCUCCGUGCUCACCAACCUCGCCAUCCCAGACGCGCGUGCGCAUCCCAACAACACUUCGCCGGCGAGGGUCGUCCAAGUCCAAAAGGUUCGAACGUGUUCCCCGAGGUCGAACAGGUCGAGCGUGGGCCGGACGAGGGACAGGCUGGUGGCGGAGGCGAGGAAGGGUGGAUCGCCGUCGCCGGGCAGGCGGAAGAAGAUUGGAGGUGAUGGUGGAUCGAAUAAAGUGGAAUCGAACAAGAAGACCUCCAUACUGAGAGCCAGGUCUCCGAGUAGCGAAGAGGACUCGGAGAUGUGCAACGCCAAACUGCAAGCCAUCCAGAUGAAAGUGGAGGAGAGGAGGAUGCAGAAAGAGGAAGUAGCGAGUAAUUGCAGCGGGGAGGACAAGGUGGAACAGGCGGCGGUGUUUAUACAGAAAAUGUGGAGGGGGUUUUACGUAAGGAACAAGAACAAAGAGGUGCAAGAGAUGUUCAAGGAGUUGCAGAGCCAGAGGGCCAAUCAGUAUAUUCAAAAGUUAGCCACUGAUAUGGAAACCACUAAAGCAGCCCUGGAGAGUGAACGAAAAAUUCAAAUGUUGCAAACGGAAGCGAUCAGCGCCCUUUGGAAGAAAAUCUCAAACUUGCAACCGGCAGAAGGAGAAAGUUCGUCUGCUAACUUGAAUAUGACGAAUUUGUCUGUCAAUAAUGGCGAGGUCGUUAAAGAGUUGGCACAAACUUGUACAAUGCUACAAACACAGAUUCAGCAGUUGCAGUGCUCAAUGCAGGAUAUAGUCAAAGUUAUGACUGUUUUUAGUCAAACAGCUGGUAUCAAUCAUCAGUUGAGAGAUAAUGGAAUUGCCACUCAAACGGAAAUUGUUGCAGUUCAUACACCUCAAGGCGAUGCGGCCAAGGCGUUCCCGUUCCAGAAGCACCAGCCCCAAUCCCGGCCGUCCUCUCUGCCGCUACCUGUCCAAAGAAAGAAGGAUACUGUUCCGACGACCACUGACAAUGGCGAUUCUGACGUUUCUGAGCUGCGUCAGUUCGCUGGCACGCUGGUCGAUGGUGUCAUCAGAACGGUAUCAGAAACCGAGGCUGAUUGCCUGGGACUCGAUAACAUCACCGAGAUCACUGUGACGGAUACGGGAAAAGACGAUGAAGAUUCUGAUACGGUUUGAGUUUUGAUCAGUGGGGAUUAGAUCAUCGAAUACUGCCUGCUAAUUUGUUAUUUAUCUGGUAAGGAUAAUGAUAUGGAAGUUUAGGUUAAGUUGCAAUUGGUAGCUUAUAAAAGAGAGAUUAAUGGUUGCAAUUUUGCGAUACACUAUGGUUCACUAUUUUAUAAAAAGGCAAUGUAUGGAAUAGCGUU
Phaedon cochleariae (mustard beetle) is the source of this 2792-nucleotide messenger RNA. The record is from the annotation of a GenBank genome assembly. Lineage: Eukaryota; Metazoa; Arthropoda; Insecta; Coleoptera; Chrysomelidae.